Molecule: messenger RNA, 738 nt
Organism: Hansenula ciferrii
Lineage: Eukaryota; Fungi; Ascomycota; Saccharomycetes; Phaffomycetales; Wickerhamomycetaceae
Product: Coiled-coil domain-containing protein
Exons: 1
Coding region: 1-738 (245 amino acids)
Source: RefSeq, a predicted model, not a curated record
AUGUCCUCAAUCCAAAUUCUUUAUAGUCCAAAUUUGGACCCCAAAUCACCAAUAUUACCAAAAAUGUCAGAAUCAAUAACAAGUUCAACAAAUUCAACAGGAUCUUUAGGAUCUUUAUCAACUUUAGGAUCAUCAUCUGCAAUUGCAAAUCAAUCAUUUUUAUUACCCAAAAUGAAACAAGCAUCAAUUAAUAAUACAAUAAUUCCACCACAUAAAUCACCAAAAGAUAUAUCAUCCCAAUAUUUUAAUUCAUCAUCAAAUUUAGACUUGGAUGAAAUUAUUAAAGAAUUUGAUGCAAAAGAUGUUGAAUUAAUGAAGAAACGAAAUAAACAAGCCCAAAGGCAAUAUGGGAAAUCACUUGCAGAAUAUGGUGAAUUAAAAUUAAAAACUAAGAGAUUAGAAGAACAAGGAUUAAAUGGUGAAUAUGUUUAUGGACAAUUAAUUUUAAAAGAGAUUGAAAUUUUAAAAUUUGAAAUUUUUUUCCAAUUAACUGAUGUUUAUAAAAAAUUUAUUGAAAGUUUGAAAGAUUAUCAAGAUUGUUAUAAUACCAAAACUGAAAAACAAGAGAAAAAACCAAUAGUGUUGGAAAAUUAUGAAAUUGUUCAAAGUUUGUUAAGACAAUUAAGAUUUUUAGAUUUAGAAAGAUCAAAAAUUUUACAAUUACAAUGGCCAUUUAGAGAAACUUUAUGGGGGAAAAUUUGGAAUUUUUUUAAAUCUAAUAAUAAAGAUGAUGAAUAA